Prinia subflava (tawny-flanked prinia) is the source of this 4533-nucleotide messenger RNA. It is a transcript of the gene SLC66A2, whose product is annotated as solute carrier family 66 member 2. Gene Ontology annotation, biological process: retrograde transport, endosome to Golgi; phospholipid translocation. Bases 289 to 1026 code for a protein of 245 amino acids. Gene Ontology annotation, cellular component: endosome; trans-Golgi network. The record is from RefSeq and is a predicted model, not a curated record. The transcript is spliced from 5 exons. NCBI's taxonomy places the organism in Eukaryota, Metazoa, Chordata, Aves, Passeriformes, Cisticolidae.
CGCCGCCGCCGUUCCCCGCCGGAGGAAGGGGCGGGGCCGCUCGCUGUGCGUCACGAGCCGCCCCGGCCGCCGCUGCCCGCCCGCGGAGCGGCGCCGGGGGAUGGAGGCGGCGGCGGCCGGAGCGCGAGGAGCAGGUCCGGGCCCCGCGGGAGAGGGCGCAGUCAUGGUGCCGCAUCCCGGCCAGGAGCCCGCCCGUGGCUAGAGCCGGCCCCGGCCGGAGAGCUGCGGCGGGGCACCCUCAGCCUGAGGGCAUCCCUCAGCCUGAGCGCCUCCCCGCGCGCCCCCGGCAUGGAGCCGGGAGGCCUGGAGUGGCUGCUGGUGCCCAUGCAGCAGCUGGUGUCCUGGGGCGCCGCGGGGGCCAUGGUGUUCGGCGGCGUCGUGCCCUACAUCCCUCAGUACCGCGACAUUCGGCGGACCCAGAACGCGGAGGGCUUCUCCACCUACGUCUGCCUGGUGUUGCUGGUCGCAAAUAUUCUGCGGAUACUUUUUUGGUUUGGAAGGCGUUUUGAAUCCCCGCUUUUGUGGCAGAGCAUUAUCAUGAUCAUUACAAUGUUACUGAUGCUGAAGCUGUGCACUGAAGUUCGUGUGUCCAAUGAGCUAAACGUCAAACGCCGCUCUUUUGCAGCUGCAGAUAGUAAGGAUGAAGAAAUCAAAGCACCUCCCAAGAGAUCCUAUCUGGAAAUCUAUUGUCAUCUGCUCCUGCACCCGGGAAUCCUGAGCUCGCUUUCUCCAGCCUCCCCCCACCGCCGCUGCUUCUUCGGAGCUUUGAGGUUCCCCUGCUACUCUGUAGCCCUGCACUGCCCAGCCCUGCCGGGACACCCCUGCUGCUCCAGCUGCCAGCGCAGAGCUCCUCAUCUCAUCCACGGGUCCAGAACUUUCCUUCCUUCCAGUUCGGCCUCUCGGAGCCCUGCAGGGGCACUGAGAUCAAACUGCCCCGGGCUUUUGGGAAAGCCCUCAAAGUUCUUAGUUCUGUUUAUUAUUGAUGCUGUAGUUGUUGUUUGUUUGUUGUUUUAUCAUAUAUACUAGUAAAGAACUGUUAUUCCUAUCCCCAUACCUCUGUCUAAAAGCUCCUUUAAAUUUUUUUUUAAAUUAAAAUAGUUUAGAGAGAGAAGAUUUAAAUUCUCCACCUCUAGAGAGGUCCUGCCCCCUUCCUAACAGAUAUCUGUCUUUCAAACCAAGACAAUACCUGUCACUGUAUUCAGCAGAACCAACAUUUUAUUUCUUUAAAAAAAUAUCACUCCCAUUACAGGACUGAUACGUUUGGACACCCUUGAGAAGGAAGCCAUUUGGAAAAAUGAGUCACAGUUUAUUUCUAGACCUUGAAGUGAUGGGUGUGUGACUUUAUUCUCUCUGAAUUUUUGAAACCAUUUCUCAAAGAAAAUAAACUUUAGCCUUGGUUAAAAAGAAGCAAUCAUGUGGCAAAACAUUUGAGCAAUUCAAAUAAGGGCUAAAGAACAACCCUUAUGGAAAGUCAGGUGUUUCAUUCUCAUACUUUUUUUUUUUUUGGUAGUGCAGAGUGUGGUGAUGUGUAGUGUCCUGAAAUAGACUUCUGCAUCUGGAGAGUACAUUUGUUAAGUAGAGCAAUUAGUGAUUAUAUAUUGGGUUGUUUUUACAAGAACUCAGAUGUUUUUCUUCAAAACUAUUACUGUUAUGAUUGCUCUUAUCUGACAAAGGAAUAAAAACUGUCUUCCCUUCUUCCCUUCUUUGUUAACUAUAUUACCAAACAAAAUAGCAGAAACCACAACUUACCAACUACUACAGUAAAAUGGAGAUUAUCUAGCAUUAUGAUAGUUUUGAGCAAAAGUGUCCCUGUGCUAGUAAUUAGUUCUCCUGUUUCAGCUGAAAUCCUGUUUCACACAGUGUUUUUCUCAUCUGUGCUCAAGUGUUUGCAUGGAUCCAUGGAUUUUGUUGCUUGCCUCACAGUAGCUGUGCAAACGGUGACUUUUUGGUUUCAUGAACUUCUUAAACUUCUGCUUCUUCCAUGUAGUUUUAGUUCUUUGAUUUCUAUUAUGCAAAUGAACUAGGGAAAUUAGGAUUUGGUGUCCAGGGAUGCGUAUUUUAAAAAGGAUCCCUGAGCAUGUGGAGAACGCAGGAGGAAAAACGCAGUGUACGCAGGGCGUAUGUGACAGCUGGUAGGAAGCUUUAAUGGGUGAAGGGCCAUAGGCUCUUCAUCUUCAAAAAGGAAAGCCUUCACAAAGCUCUAGAAAUGCAUGAAGCUCAUGUGGUUUGGGCUGUGCCAGCACUGGAUCUAACUUUUAUUUAGUCUUGUGUCCCUGAAUUCUGAGGCUGAGGAGCCACUACCAUAAAAUACCGAAAGUCAGCAUUUACAUUGGCAGUGAUUUUGCCCCAGGUAAUUUCAUUCAAUUCUGGGUAAUGGCUGACAAUGCUGCAGGUUGGGUAUGGCUCCUGGCCAGUUGUGCCUUUCUUUUGGGUGGCAAAAUAAAAUGAUUCAGCUGGGUCCAGUCAGGAGGUGUCCUGAGGUAUGGGGUUGCCUGGUACUAAAAAGAGAAUAGUUAAUAAAGGGUGUCUGAAGGCCAGACGUGUUCUGAUAUGAAGUGUUAUAAAUGUGGAAUGGUUAAUUCAUGUUCUUAUGAUAAAUUAGAAAUUUAUAAAAUUGUAUAAAGUGAUAUCAGGUAAAAGUUUAUGUUUUAAGAGAUUCUGCAGCAGACGGCAAAACUGACAGCCCUGAGACAGCCAGCGCCCCCAUUCAGAAAAGAACAAAGGAGUUUUCUGGGAAAGCCCGCAGCUGCCCAAGCACCAGGGAGGGGACCCUGGAGAUAAGCUGGCACCAGCAACUCACACCUUGGGUGCCACCUUCACAGACCAUCAAGACACAUCUUCGAUAAAUCGAUCAUUCAUCAACUAUAAGGACCUAUAGAAAUUGGACAUUAACAUUUGAAUUAAGAAAAGAACUCUUUUCUGCUUGGUUGGGGAAACUCCCGAAUUUGUAUAGUUGGUGAGGAAACAAUGGGAAAUAUGGGGAAAUAUUGCCGAGGGCAGAAUAAAGUGUAUAAAAACCAAGCCCCGAACCGGGCUAAUUUGUGAACCGUUGGGGGAGAUAGCAGGCUGCCAGACCCUGUAUCUCACGGUUCACCCUUGACAUUUCCCGGGAAAGCUCUGUCAAGUUUUUCCACUGUUGGUGGGCUAUCGAAAUUCUGUGAUUUGAUUUGUUAUUAAUAAACCAAAUUAUUAUUUAAAAUUGGAAUAUCUGAUUGGCAUUUAUAACAUGAAGGUACGAAGAGAUGCAGAAAAUAAAACUAUUACUUGGUGUGUGUACGUGUCCUGAGGCAGCUAAGUGCCUAUGUUCCCAUCUCACAGAAUUUUCAGUUAGUGUUAGUCAAUGGAGGUUGAUAUCUUCCUUGCUUGAGUUAGCAGUCUUGACUACUUCUGAAGUGGCAGCAACAGAAAUCUUCUGGUGAUGUGUGUUGCAUGGCAUUGGGCUGGUUGUAAUAUCCCUGUUAGGACAGUAGUUCAUCACCUUGGUAGUUCAGAGAGUCCAGUUGGUCUGAAGUAGGUGCUUCUAUGAAAGGAAGUCAGGAACAGCACCUGCUAACAAACAGUUACCGUAGCAUUUUUGUUGAAAAUUAACUUGUUACCUUGCUAUACAGUCAGUUGCUAUGGGAUUGUGUAUUUUAUUAUUCAUCAAUAAGACGGCUAUGUGAUACACUUUUAAUGUGCCAAGAAAAUGCCAUGAUUGGUUUGUUUCUUCCCUUCUUCCAUCAAGAGGGCAUAUUGUGUUUUGUGGCUGAGCAUUUUGUUAUGACGGAUACAGAAAUGAGUGCUCAACCUGAACUUCUUGGUGCUGGCAAAGGCAAGAGCAAAGUUUUGGCCUGGGAAUGAAAGUGGUGAUGUCUGUGAGAGGCUUUUAUUCCAGGGAAAAUCUUACCUCAGUCUUGUACCUGUCUCAGUAAAACUGUAGCAGCUGCACUGGCAUCUUGCCCUUCACCACACGCAGCUGCACUGCACCAGAGAACAGAGCUGUGGACUUCAGGUGACCUUCUAAGCAGCUUGGAUUGAGGCAUUUGGAAGGCAGAGAUAGAACCUAAGAGAAAGAACGCUUGCACUGCUGUGCUUAGGGCCUGUUAUUAGUAUUGGAAGGUUUUUGGGAAACAUUUCUUAUGCCAGCUCCACUACAGCAGUAUCCAGAGUCCUUUACACUUGAUAUAGGAAGGUAUUUUUGAAAUGCUUUCUUUUAAAGUUAUCUUUGUAAAUACUUUAUUGGCUUGCAAGCCUUUGUUUUCUUGUUUCUUUAUCAAACACCUCCCCCAAAAUGUUUUUGAAAUCGGGACUAUUAUUCUUUACUGUUCUUGUUGUUUCUGUGGGGAUGUUUUUGGGGCGGGAGGGGGUGGGUGGGGGUGACUGCGAGUGUUUGGUUGGUUGUUUUGUUUUUAUUUUUUCAAUCCUAUCCCUCAUUUUCUACUAACCCCUUUCAUCAAAGACUGUGGCUCUCUCAGGCUUCACAGUUCUCAAUUCCACCCUGAUUAAAUUUGAGUUGUUUGGGAAAACAAAUUUCAUUCUUCUUGCAUUUCUGUU